This is a messenger RNA of Frieseomelitta varia, 867 nucleotides long. RefSeq lists its product as uncharacterized. Gene Ontology annotation, cellular component: mitochondrion; mitochondrial inner membrane. NCBI's taxonomy places the organism in Eukaryota, Metazoa, Arthropoda, Insecta, Hymenoptera, Apidae. The record is from RefSeq and is a predicted model, not a curated record. Gene Ontology annotation, biological process: mitochondrial respiratory chain complex IV assembly.
UCGGCUUUCGAAAAAUUAGUUUUAUUUUGUAUUUCUUAAGUUUUUGAAAAUUAUUGUAAAUAAAAGUGAAUUCGAUAGAUACAUAUACAUCUAUUUUAGUUCAAAACAUGAUAUGUAUAUGGUUCAGUCAUCACAAAUUGUUCAUAGCACGUGUCUCAUAACGUGUACAUUUCUUAUUGAAUUUAAUAAAACGUAUGAAUGUUUAAAUUAUAUAUCACCAUGGAAACCUCUGGACAAAAUAAUGAACAAUCGAAGUCUUUCACCUUUUUUGGUGAACCAAUAAUUAAAACACGUUGUCAAAGAAAUGCUAUGAUAUCUGCUAUUUCUGGUGGCAUAAUUUGUGGUUUAAUAACAUUUUUGUUUACAAGUAAUCCAAGAUUCUCUACAAGAAUGGGAGUAGUUAGUUAUGGUGUAAUAGGAAUUACUGGUGCAUGUUAUUGUGCAUAUGAUGAAAUAAAAUUAAAGAGCGAGGCAAGAGAAUUUAGGAAAGCUAUGUACAAUACAAAUAUGAAGCUUAGAAAUAAUGAUAGAAAUGAACAUAUAUCAAACUCCAAACUUGAAAGUAUUUGAAAUUGUAAUUUACACAUGUAUAAAUAUAUGUAGCUAUAUAUGUUUCCUUAAAUGUGAAUGACGUGUAAAUAUUAUGUAUAGCGCAAUCAAUACAUGUUUGUAAUUUACGCUUAUAUAUUAACUUGCAAUAUAUGAAUAAUAUAACAUUAUAAUGGCAAUAAAAUGUCAUUAUUUUUUGAAUGGAACAUAGGCAGUUUUGAACAGAACAUAAAUAGCAAGUGCUCAUCAAAUGCUUCAAAAGCAUUAUAAUUGAACAAAAAUUAAGAAUCUAUAAUAAAGAUAUUUCCUUAUAGCUUA